This is a messenger RNA of Solanum tuberosum (potato), 1434 nucleotides long. RefSeq lists its product as uncharacterized. The coding region runs from base 1 to 1434 and encodes 477 amino acids. The record is from RefSeq and is a predicted model, not a curated record. The transcript has 2 exons. Gene Ontology annotation, molecular function: nucleic acid binding; RNA-DNA hybrid ribonuclease activity. NCBI's taxonomy places the organism in Eukaryota, Viridiplantae, Streptophyta, Magnoliopsida, Solanales, Solanaceae.
AUGUGGGUUUAUGCUUGCGGUCAUAAAGGCAACUGUCAUUUUUGGUGGGAUAACUGGCUUGGGGAUGGACCUUUGGCUGAGUACAGUGACAACAUUUCUAGCUUAAACAAUCUCCAAGUAUCACAUUUUAUUGAAGAAGGACAAUGGAAAGAAAGUUUAGUGAGACAGCAUGCCCCUCCUCUCAUGGUCCCUAUCAUCCUUAAUACUCCAAUUCAACAUCAUGAGGAUCUACCUGAUGAAGCAGUCUGGACUCCUGCAGACAAUGGUCAUUUCUCUAUUUCAUCUGCAUGGGAAAUUAUCUGGAAAAAACAUUCUAAGGACCUGAUCAAUACUUUCAUAUGGCAUAAAAAUUUCCCUUUCAAAGUUUCUUUCUUUAUUUGGAGAGCUUUGAGAGGAAAGUUGCCUACUAAUGAGAAGUUAAUCAUCUUUGGAAUUGAGCCAGCCAACUGUUAUUGCUGUCACAGACCGGGGAGGGAUGAAAUUGACCACAUUCUUGUCUCUGGAAAUUUUGCAAAUCACAUCUGGAAGGUUCAUGCAGCAUUGAUGGGAAUUGAUCACUCUUCCAUGACUUUGAGAAGUUUGUUGAUGAACUGGAGAAGUAUUCAGCACAGCAAUGAGAUUCACAAACUUCUAAAUCAGGCCCUCCCUAUUUUCAUUUGCUGGAAUCUGUGGAAAAACAGAUGCUCUAGAAAACAUAGAGGCAAGCAAUCCAGUAUUGGCAGAGUCAAGCACCUCAUAUUCAAGGACAUGAUGCAAUUACUUACCAUUGUGUUUCCCUACCUGCAAUGGCCCAGUAAUUGGAAGGAAGUGAUCAGCAUGAUUGAAAAAUGCAGGCAUGAACUGAAAGUAAUUGCAGUUUGUUGGGAAAAACCUACAGUUGGAGUGUACAAGUUGAAUACAGAUAGUAGUACCCUUAAUAAUCCAGGUAAAAUUGGGGGAGGAGGAAUUCUAAGGGAUGAUCAAGGCAAUAUGGUCUAUGCAUAUGCUAUUCCUGUUGGUUUUGGUACCAACAACAAAGCAGAGAUACAGGCAGCUAUCCAUGGAGUAACUUGGUGCAUGCAACAUGGAUACAGGAAGAUUAUUCUAGAAGUGGAUUCUGAGCUCCUUAGCAAUGGCUCAACCACAACAGCUCACCACCUUGGCAGAUUCAAUAGCACAUGCAGGAACUCAAAAAUAUCAGCAAUCAGCUUGAGUACUUCCAAUGCAAACAUACCUUCAGGGAAGCUAAUUGCACAGCUGACCAUUUAUCUAAAUGGAGCCAUAGGCAAGAUAUCAUUCAACAUUUUUACACUCAUCAUCAAUUACCUGGGGCAUCUAAAGGAAGUUAUAUUUUGGAAAAAAUGGGUAUGCAAAAUUUCAGAAGGAAGAAACUCAGAAGAAUUAAGCAACCACCUUGAGGCUGUGUGCAACCUUUUCAACCUAGCUAUGGUUUAA